ACCAAAAAUCAGUUAUUCAGUUUUAAAAGUUAUCUUGGGCAAAUGAUUUUCUCACAAUUUUUAUCGGAUCGGUUUCAACACUGAUCUACUUCCAAGACAACCUCUUUGAUUCUUCAGUUUGCUUUUGCCUUCCUUCCAACAAACCAACAAGCACCAUGUCCUCUGAAAUUCCCACUGGUGAAACGACCGAAUGGAAAAAGUACUCUGAGUACCAUCUUGAGGUUGACCCUGAUCAAGAUGACAAAGCCAAAGAAAUCAAGCUCUGUUCUUUCGCCCGUCCCCACAUGCGUGCCUUCCAUCUUUCGUGGGCAGGUUUCUUCAUUGCUUUCUUCAUUUGGUUCGCCAUUGCCCCUCUUCUUUCCGAGAUCAAGAAGACUCUUGGACUGACCAAACAAGAAGUUUGGACUUCUUCUAUUGUGGGUGUUGGAGGAACCAUCAUGAUGCGUUUCAUCAAUGGUCCUCUCUGCGACAAGUUUGGAGCCCGUAUCCCCUACACUAUUAUCCUUUGCUUUGCUUCCAUCCCCUGUGCCUUGACGGGAACUGUCAACAGUGCUGCCACUCUUGCUGUCCUCCGUCUUUUCAUUGGAUUCGGUGGAUCUACCUUUGUCAUGUGCCAAUACUGGGCUUCUCGUAUGUUUGCCCGUGAGGUUGUUGGUACUGCCAAUGCUCUCUGUGGAGGAUGGGGAAACUUGGGAGGAGGUGUUACACAGCUUGUCAUGGGAACCAUGCUCUUCCCUCUCUUCAAGGAAAUCUUCAAAAACUCUGAGGAUCCUGCCGAGAAGGCAUGGAGGACUGUAUGCAUUAUCCCUGCUGUCGUUGGAUUUGCUUUUGGAAUCAGUAUUUACUUCUUGGGUGACGAUGCUCCCAAGGGAAACUACAAUGAAUUGAAGAAGCAUGGCGUCAUGGCUGAGGUUUCUGCUGGAGCUUCCUUCCGUGCUGGCGCCUUCAACGUCAACACCUGGUUGCUCUUCAUCCAGUAUGCCUGCUGCUUCGGAGUUGAACUGACCAUGAACAAUGCCGCAGCUCUCUACUUCAAGGAAGUCUUUGGACAGUCCACUGAAUCUGCUGCUGCCAUUGCCUCCAUUUUUGGAUGGAUGAAUCUCUUUGCCCGUGGUCUUGGAGGAUGGGCCAGUGACAAGGCAAAUGCUAAGAUGGGAAUGCGUGGUCGUAUCAUUGUCCACACCUUCUUUCUUCUUGCUGAAGGUAUCCUGGUCCUUGUCUUUGCCAACACUAAAUCCCUUGGACUUGCCAUUGUGGUCAUGGUCUUCUUCAGUCUAAAUGUCCAGGCUGCUGAAGGUACUUCCUACGGAAUUGUUCCCUACAUUGACCCUCCUGCCACUGGAUCUAUUGCUGGAAUUGUCGGAGCUGGAGGAAACACUGGAGCUGUCUUGUUUGGACUUGGAUUCCGCAACUUGGAAUACUAUGAUGCCUUCAUUCUCAUGGGAAUUGUCAUCAUCAUCUCCGCUGUUCUUUCCGGUGCCAUUUACAUCAAGGGACACUCUGCUCUCUUCUGUGGCCAGGACGAAAUUGUUGAGACUGAGAAGGGUGCUGUUGGUGGUGACGGUAUCCUUGUUGUCCCUGAACCCGACAAGCACAUCAUGGAAGAAAUGGAGGAAGAAAUCGACUGUUAAAUUUCUUCACAGGCGACCUUCCAGUUUUUUGAACGCCCUCCCUCUUCUGGCUUCCGGCAUCCUAUUGGGUUAAGUAAUUUGGGGAUCUUUUGAAUUUUGGGUUCUAUUGAAUUUUGGGUUACUUGGGUUACAAAGGACAGUUGAACGCUGCGACUACACUUGGCCGCAGAAUGUGAAUGUCCGCUUUUGAUUUUUGUGUUGGUUGAUGUUGCUGUUUCACCGCAGUUAACUUUUGUGAAAAUAAAAUGCAUAUUAUG
Molecule: messenger RNA, 1888 nt
Organism: Seminavis robusta
Lineage: Eukaryota; Bacillariophyta; Bacillariophyceae; Naviculales; Naviculaceae
Source: the annotation of a GenBank genome assembly